AUGUUUGCCACACUACCAGACUUCACCCCGCGAGAUUCACACUCGCUAUGGUACACCUCGUCGCGUGCGCCCAUCCUCGGCGGCCUGCCCGACGGCCCCAGCGCUCUCGACACCGCCCAUAACCACCACCACCAGCACCACGGCCCCGGCGCGCCUCACCAGCGGCAGCAGCGCGGCCAUCUUCUCCAGCGUACCGCGCUCGCCCGCCUCGCCGCCGACGAGGCCAGCCUGCAGCGCCGCCGCCUGCACGUCCAGAACCACGGCAGCACCUGGCUCAAGCCGCCCGGCCUGCCCAAGACGCUGCAUCAGAUGCGCGAGGAGCGCCGCGAGCAGGAGGAGCACCACGAGGCCAUGCGUCGCGAGCAGGCCCAGCAGGAGCUCGCCGAGGCCGAGGCCGCCGCCGCCGCCGAGGCCGAGGACGUCAUGGAUGAUGUGCAGCUCGACGGCGCGCAGGACCUGGACGACGAGAUCCCCGACGCCGACGACGACUUUGCCCUCGGCGGCAACGGCAGCACCAGCGAGGAGGAAGAUGAGGACGAGGACGAGGACGAGGACGAGGAGGAUGUGAGCGCCGCGGAGGAGGCGCUGCGCGAGGAGCGCCGCAACGACCUCGUGGCGGCACGCAUGCGCAUGACCGACGACGCCUUUCGCGAGGCGCUCGUCCGCGGCGACCCGGACCCCGACGACGACGACAUGUACGGCGGCGGCGGCGGGGCGGAGGAGCAGGACGCGCGCGGCCGUGGCCACCUGCUCGACGAGGAGGACUUUGCUGCGAGCUCCUCCCCCUCCUCCCUGCUCGAAAACGACGACGUGGACCUAGGCAUGGACGCCAACCUCGACGACGACAUUCCCGACGAGGACGCCUACGAGGCGGGGUACGAGCACACCGACUCCGACGCCGCGCUGUCCAGCGACGACGAGCGGAGCGAGGAAGAAGAAGAGGAGGAGGAAGAGGCUGGGUUCGUGCCGAGGUCGGCCACGCCGCUGAGGGCACCGCAGAGCCCGACGUCAGCGCUGCGCGGCAGCCGCGGCGGCGGACACCGACCCAGGCGCGACACCCCGGCGCGUCGCGGCGGCGGCGGCCUCCGGUCCAGCAUGGACCUGAGCGCGUUUCUGUCGCAGGACGAGAGCAGCUUCAUGGACAGCAGUCCCGCGGCGGCGGCGCCAGCGCGGCGGAACAACAUGCGCGGCUGA
This is a messenger RNA of Cordyceps fumosorosea ARSEF 2679, 1194 nucleotides long. RefSeq names its product Anaphase-promoting complex, subunit 15/MND2. Gene Ontology annotation, biological process: anaphase-promoting complex-dependent catabolic process. Gene Ontology annotation, cellular component: anaphase-promoting complex. The transcript has 2 exons. Lineage: Eukaryota; Fungi; Ascomycota; Sordariomycetes; Hypocreales; Cordycipitaceae. Bases 1 to 1194 code for a protein of 397 amino acids. The record is from RefSeq and is a predicted model, not a curated record.